Molecule: messenger RNA, 2352 nt
Organism: Megalobrama amblycephala (Wuchang bream)
Lineage: Eukaryota; Metazoa; Chordata; Actinopteri; Cypriniformes; Xenocyprididae
Product: fizzy-related protein homolog
Exons: 14
Coding region: 68-1675 (535 amino acids)
Biological process (GO): anaphase-promoting complex-dependent catabolic process; positive regulation of ubiquitin protein ligase activity; positive regulation of anaphase-promoting complex-dependent catabolic process
Cellular component (GO): anaphase-promoting complex
Molecular function (GO): protein binding; ubiquitin ligase activator activity; anaphase-promoting complex binding
Source: RefSeq, a predicted model, not a curated record
AACCUUUUUGUAACGCUAGGAUCACUUCCGCCAUCCGUGUCCAUGACAACCGAAACGCAUCUUCCAAAUGAUGUCAGCGUCACAUUACCCGUCAUGCCUCGCGGUGGAAGGGCAACAAGCAGCAGCUCGCGCAGAACCGGCUCCUCUUCACCCGGAACAGGAACUGCUCUUUUCUCACUCAGUCAUGGACCAAGACUACGAGAGCCGGCUCUUACGACAGAUCAACAUUCAGAACGACAACUCGUCCAGUCCUGUCAAAGUGCCGGAGGUGAUGCGAGUCCUGACGCCCACUAACUCGCCGCUGUCCUCGCCCAGUAAACACGGAGACAGGUUCAUCCCGUCCCGCGCCGGAGCCAACUGGAGCGUCAACUUCCAUCGCAUCCAUGAGAAUGAAAAAUCACAGAAUCAGAACAGGAAGACCAAAGACAGCGGGUCAGACGGCAGCAAAGCGGAUGGAUUGGCGUAUUCAGCGCUGUUGAAGAACGAGCUGUUGGGCGCAGGAAUAGAGAAGGUGCAGGACCCGCAGACCGAAGACCGCCGACUGCAGCCGUCCACGCCGGAGAAGAGGAGACUGUUCAGAUAUUCUCUGAGUGCCAAGCGUUCUCUUCCUGAUGACGGUAACAGUGUGUCGCCGUACUCCCUGUCGCCCGUCAGCAGUAACAGUCAGAAGUUGUUGAGAUCUCCACGCAAACCCACGCGGAAGAUCUCCAAGAUCCCGUUUAAAGUGCUGGAUGCUCCGGAGCUGCAGGACGACUUCUAUCUGAACCUGGUGGACUGGUCCUCACUGAACGUGCUGAGCGUCGGCCUCGGGACCUGCGUCUACCUGUGGAGCGCCUGCACCAGCCAGGUGACGCGGUUGUGUGAUCUGUCUGUGGAAGGAGACUCGGUCACGUCUGUGGGCUGGUCGGAGCGGGGGAAUCUGGUGGCGGUGGGCACUCAUAAAGGCUUGGUUCAGAUCUGGGACGCGGCGGCGGGAAAGAAGCUGUCGGUGUUGGAGGGUCACACGGCUCGCGUGGGUGCGCUGGCGUGGAACGUGGAUCAGCUGUCGUCGGGCAGCAGGGACCGGCUGAUCCUGCAGCGGGACAUCCGAGCGCCGCCGCUGCAGUCCGAGCGCCGCCUGCAGGGUCACAGACAGGAAGUGUGCGGACUGAAGUGGAGCACUGACCACCAGCUGCUGGCGUCCGGAGGAAACGACAACAAGCUGUUGGUGUGGAAUCACUCCAGCGUUCUGCCCGUGCAGCAGUACACCGAGCACCUGGCCGCAGUGAAGGCCAUCGCCUGGUCUCCGCACCAGCACGGGCUGCUGGCCUCCGGCGGCGGGACGGCCGACCGCUGCAUCCGCUUCUGGAACACGCUGACGGGUCAGCCGCUGCAGUGCAGUGACACCGGAUCGCAGGUCUGCAACCUGGCCUGGUCCAAACACACCAACGAACUGGUCAGCACUCACGGAUAUUCCCAGAAUCAGAUCCUGGUGUGGAAGUAUCCGUCUCUUACUCAGGUCGCCAAGCUAACGGGUCAUUCCUACAGAGUCCUUUACCUGGCCAUGUCUCCAGACGGAGAAGCCAUCGUCACUGGAGCCGGAGACGAGACGCUGCGAUUCUGGAACGUUUUCAGCAAAAUGAGAUCCACGAAGGAAUCCGUAUCAGUUCUGAACCUCUUCACAAGGAUCCGAUAAUAUUAGAGACAUUACAGAAACAUCCUAGAAGUCAUGAACUGAUCGUAAGUCAUGUGACCUCUCCAUCUUCCUCUGGUGCUGUUUGACGACAGGAAGUGAUGGAGGAUGGAACAGGAAGUCAGUACCGCCAAAUAACUGAGUGUGUCUUUGAUUGUUUUCCGUCACCGCAGUGCUUUCUCAUUUUGCAGAUUAAUAUAAUUGUUGUUAUACAGAUGAUUAUUAUGAUUUGUUUUAUUAUGGUGUGUCUGUGGAGACGGUCUGCCUUACGUUGUGAUUAUGGGAUUAUGAGACGCUUUUGUUUCUUUUGAUGGAAAAAAACAACAAAUUUUAGUUUCCACAUCUACUUCAAAGUCUCUAAUCGUUUGGGUUUGACUCGUUUGUCUCAAUAGAGAUUAUGAACUCAGUCAGAUGAAAAUGUCCAGACUAUAUUUCUGUCAUUUCUAAUCGUUCCAGAAACAUCCGCUCAGACGUGAUUCAGGUUCACGCAUCCGUUCAGGUGAUUAUUUUCCUCUAGUUGUUUACCUGUUUUUCAAGCGAGUUUUAUUAUUUGUAUUAUUAUUGUGGAGUGAAUGAUGGGAUGAGCGUCUGUUAUUUAUUGGUUGAGGCAGUGAUUGUGUGUAAAGCAGAACAGAACAGUUAAAAAGACAAUGAAAAUGCAUUAAAAACAUGUUCGCAUA